CCUGGCUCUAUCCCAAGCAGGCCUCAGCAGGGAAAGGCCGGAAGGGCUCGGAGGAGGGAAGGGGACAAAUAUUUGUCCUCCUGCAAAGAUCUUCCCCGUCCGCCACCAUGCUAAGCUUCAGCUUUGGUCUCUUUCGCCCAGCUGCCACCCUACACAGAAUCUGCUCCCAGCCAAUCCUGCAUCAGGUUUGUUCAUCUUUUGCCACAGGCCCCAGGCAAGAUGCUGGGACUUUCUAUGAACUUCGUACUUAUGAUAUCAAGCCAGCCAAAACAAAAGAGUUCCUUGAAUUGGUCGGUAACGCCAUUCACAUCCGUACGGUUCACUCAGAAAUGGUUGGAUUCUGGACAGCGGAGUUUGGGUCAAUGAAUAAGGCUUUUCACAUUUGGAAAUAUGAUAACUUUGCUCACAGAGCUGCCGCGAGGAAAGCCGUAGUCAACGACAAAGAAUGGCAGGAAAAAUUGUCCCAGAUUCUUCCACUUCUGCAUAGACAGCACAUGGAAAUUGCUUACUUGGUUCCCUGGUGCAAGCUUGGGAUUUCUCCACAACCAGGAGUUUAUGAGUUGGUGACUUAUCAGCUGAAACCAGGAGGGCCAGCUUUGUGGGGAAAGUCUUUCAAAGCAGCAAUUGAUGCACACGUCAGUAAAGGCUAUGCUAAGCUGAUUGGCAUCUUCCACACAGAAUAUGGAUUACUUAAUACAGUUCAUGUGCUUUGGUGGUUUGAGAAUCCAGACAGUCGUGCAGCAGGAAGGCAUAUUGCCCAUGAAGAUGCCAGAGUGGUAGCUGCUGUACGGGAGAAUGUUCAGUUCUUGGCAUCUCAACAAAACAUGCUCCUGAUUCCUGCACCAUUUUCGCCUUUGAAGUAGUAGAUUGCGGCCAGUGGAAGGACGGCACUUCGAUCCACCAUUGCAAUGGUUGUCUCAUUUGUCUUAUGUGCUAUUUAAUUGUGUGCAGACCUUGAUUUUAUAGAAUCUAACCAAGAAUUGGUUUCCUUUGUAUCUGCAGCAACCUAAAAUCAAAUUAUAUGAACAAUUAAAUGAAUUUUUUGCACAGAA
Sceloporus undulatus (fence lizard) is the source of this 1052-nucleotide messenger RNA. Its product is annotated as protein NipSnap homolog 3B-like. Gene Ontology annotation, cellular component: mitochondrion. The coding region runs from base 108 to 863 and encodes 251 amino acids. The transcript has 6 exons. Lineage: Eukaryota; Metazoa; Chordata; Lepidosauria; Squamata; Phrynosomatidae. The record is from RefSeq and is a predicted model, not a curated record.